Molecule: messenger RNA, 192 nt
Organism: Cynocephalus volans (Philippine flying lemur)
Lineage: Eukaryota; Metazoa; Chordata; Mammalia; Dermoptera; Cynocephalidae
Gene: PMAIP1
Product: phorbol-12-myristate-13-acetate-induced protein 1
Exons: 2
Coding region: 1-192 (63 amino acids)
Biological process (GO): release of cytochrome c from mitochondria; DNA damage response; apoptotic process
Cellular component (GO): mitochondrion
Source: RefSeq, a predicted model, not a curated record
AUGCCCGGGAGGAAGGCGCGUAAGAUCGCUCCACCGAGCCCACCGCGGGCUCCGGCAGGUACGGACCCCCCAGGCCGGGAUCGAGAGCCUGAAGUUGAGUGUGCCAAUCAACUCCGGAGAAUUGGAGACAAACUGAGUUUCCGGCAGAAACUGCUGAAUCUGAUGUCUAAACUCUUGCCUUCAGGAACAUGA